GCUACAUUUUCAGGCAUGUCACAUGUUUUAUUUCUUUUAGACUUCUCUCCUCCAGAUCAUUCAACAUCAUCCUACCUCACGGAUACCAACACAUCACUUUCUUCCAAUGACAAUGACCACUCUAGUCGAAUAGAAAGAGGCAUUCCUAUAGGCAGACGUACAUCCAGCUCUGAAGUCAUACCCAGGCCUACCACAGAGGUUUCAGAAUCAGAGGCUGCAAAAGAGAUGGUAAAAAAUGCCUUGCUUGGCAAACCUGGGGGUGAGGAUGUCAUCGAAGAGUACAAGGCAGAAAAGUCACUCAGUCACCGCACCCGGAGACAGCUUGUCAACAUAUUGGCUAGCCAUAUGACUGAGAGCCAUGGGAGGAUGCCUUCCCGUAAACAUAAGGAGAAGUAUGCCCUGGGAAUCAUAACACUCUUUCCUUCACUAAAGGAUCCCUUUUCUCCAAAAGGCUAUGAGCACUUCUAUGAUGUGGAGAAAGGCACUGGAUAUUUAGCAUGGCGCCUUAAGACUAUGUCCAGGAAAACUGUAAAAAGACCAGCCAAGACAGCUACAGUGGCUCAAGCACAAGGACCGAAGCGCCGAAGAUUGGCAGCCGCUUUGCCUGAGCAGCUUGAUGGAGAUGCCUGUAGGGAAGCCAUAUCAUUUCUCAUUCACUCUCAGGAUGAAGCAAGUGUGUUUCAGAAGAUGAAGGUGACCUUUCAAUAUCGCCAAGACCUAGUGCAUGACCCACAGAGAACCACAGAUGUCUUUAAAACAUUUCCACGGUUUUUAGAUGUCAAAGGGCUGCUGAAUCAAGACUUCCUUCUGCUGUUUGGAGCUGAAACAGCCUCCAAGAUGCUUGAGAAGUGGGACACAACUUUCAGGCCCAAGGUUAUCAAUGAGGCCAAACACCUGACUCAGUCAAUUGAGCUGUGCCGACUUCUAAAAGCUGCUGAGAAACUGACAGAGAACGAUGACACCACCUGGGACAGUGACAUGGCUUCUCUGCUGCUGCUCCUCCAUCUCCUGCCACCCACAGCUGGACGGAAGAGGACCAAGAUGAGCCCCAGUGAUGCAGUGGACAAAAUGUUGCACUUUCACAAGUCAUGCUGCAGCUUGGAUGAACACCUUCGGAGAAGGGAUAGUAGACAACCAUACAUCCUUGCUGUUGGUCGAACCAGGAACAGGAUUGACACUUUCUACAUUGUUGUGGACAAACAGCUCAUCCCCUGCCAAGCCACCAGCUCGGUGGGUGCAUUUGAUGAACUGUUUAAAUCCCACUAUGUGUUCAACCUGUCGUACGAUGAGUACCUGGGCCAGCUCUUCAUCUUCGUGCAAACAACAAUCUACAAUAUCGAUGUAGCAACAACAGAUGAGUCUCCCAGAGUUUGUGAGUUUCGUGCUAAAGUCCUCAACUAAAGUACUUAAAUGUUUAAGUGUUUCAUUUGUAAAGCUGUGCAUGUUCCCUGCCAGUCCUUGAUCUCUCAUCUAAGAUUUGACCACAGUUUUUAUCCUAGCACCAGGUUUAAGUUAGUUUGUGCACAAGAUCGUUGUAGGCGUCAGUUUUCAACAUAUUCAGGUUUCAAAAAACAUUUAAUAAGUUCUCAUGAGAAGGAGUCUUGUCA
Molecule: messenger RNA, 1607 nt
Organism: Centropristis striata (black sea bass)
Lineage: Eukaryota; Metazoa; Chordata; Actinopteri; Perciformes; Serranidae
Exons: 7
Coding region: 16-1401 (461 amino acids)
Source: RefSeq, a predicted model, not a curated record